Messenger RNA from Knipowitschia caucasica, 624 nucleotides. Lineage: Eukaryota; Metazoa; Chordata; Actinopteri; Gobiiformes; Gobiidae. The record is from the annotation of a GenBank genome assembly.
AUGCCCCUCCUGGAUACCACUGGGCAAUACGGGGACGAGACAACGCUCACUUCCCCGAGACGUAGCUGGGUUUCCAUAGCCGCCUUUCUUUCCGGAUCGAAGGUAAGCUCUGAUUUUAAUCAAAAUACCUCCACGCUUACUUCUUCUGCGGGAGCGUCUCCUCCGGGGCGAACCAAAAGGACGUACCAGGCGGUGAAGCUGCUGUACUGCUUUGGGAUCUUCAUCACGUUCGCGCUGCAGUUCUACGUCCCCGCUGAGAUCCUGAUCCCGCCGCUCACGGCUCGAGUCCCGGAGCGUUGGGAGCGUCCGGUCGACCUGCUCAUGAGGACGGCUCUGGUCUUCGUCACAUGUGCCCUGGCCGUGCUGAUCCCGGAGCUGGACCUGGUCAUCUCCCUGGUGGGCUCGGUCAGCAGCAGCUUCCUGGCGCUGGUGUUCCCGCCGCUGCUGCAGCUGAGCGUGUUCCACAGCGAAGGCCUCUCUCCCCUCGUCUUCGUCAAGAACCUGGUGAUCAGCGUCUUGGGCUUCGUGGGCUUCAUGGCCGGGACUUACAUCGCCAUCGAGCAGAUCAUUGCCAGGAACAGCCUGAAAGCCACGCAGGCCACAGCCGCCUACAUGGUGCAGUAG